Messenger RNA from Penicillium subrubescens, 807 nucleotides. Its product is annotated as Aldehyde dehydrogenase. Gene Ontology annotation, molecular function: oxidoreductase activity, acting on the aldehyde or oxo group of donors, NAD or NADP as acceptor. The transcript has a single exon. The record is from RefSeq and is a predicted model, not a curated record. NCBI's taxonomy places the organism in Eukaryota, Fungi, Ascomycota, Eurotiomycetes, Eurotiales, Aspergillaceae. Bases 1 to 807 code for a protein of 268 amino acids.
AUGGACGUCGACAAGAUCGGUUUCACCGGCAGCACUGCCACCGCCAAGCAAAUCAUGAAGAUGGCCAGCGUUAACCUGAAGAACAUCACUCUGGAGACCGGCGGUAAGAGUCCUCUAAUCGUCUUUGACGAUUGCGAUCUCGAGCAAGCCGUGGAGUGGGCACACAUCGGCAUCAUGUACAACCAGGGCCAGAUCUGCACAGCGACAUCGCGCAUCUUAGUCCAAGAUAAAAUCUACGAUAAAUUCCUCGCCGCAUUCAAAGCCCAAGUCAAAAACGUCUCCAAGGUUGGCGAUCCCUUCGACGAAUCCACUUUCCAAGGCCCCCAGGUAACCCAGGCCCAAUACGACCGCAUCAUGUCGUACGUCGACAUCGGGAAAUCUGAAAAAGCCACCCUCUCCUACGGCGGAAAGCCCUUCAAGGGCGUCGGUGAUGGAAAGGGCUUCUUCGUCGAACCGACCAUCUUCACCGACGUUUCUCCCAGUAUGCGCAUCUACCAGGAAGAAGUCUUCGGUCCCUUCGUUGUGAUUGCCCGCUUCAGCACGGAAGAGCAGGCUAUUGAGAUGGCCAACGAUACCACAUACGGUCUUGGAAGUGCUCUGUUCACUACUAACUUGACUCGGGCGCACCGCGUUGCGAAAAAGAUUCAGGCUGGUAUGGUCUGGAUCAACUCUAGCAAUGAUAGUGAUUGGCGCAUUCCUUUCGGUGGUGUGAAGCAGAGUGGUAUUGGGCGGGAAUUGGGUGAGGCUGGUUUGGAUGCUUAUUCUAGUAUCAAGGCUAUUCAUGUGAACAUGAAGUCUAAGCUGUGA